Messenger RNA from Rhodamnia argentea, 2148 nucleotides. RefSeq names its product rho guanine nucleotide exchange factor 8-like. Lineage: Eukaryota; Viridiplantae; Streptophyta; Magnoliopsida; Myrtales; Myrtaceae. Gene Ontology annotation, molecular function: guanyl-nucleotide exchange factor activity. Bases 256 to 1875 code for a protein of 539 amino acids. The record is from RefSeq and is a predicted model, not a curated record. The transcript has 7 exons.
GUGUCCCUCCUGAAAGACCAUCAAAAGAAAAAAAACAUGCACCCCACGUCCAUUUUCAUCCACAUUCAGACAACCAAUUCAGUUCUCUAAUCCACAACUCUCUGCAAGAGAUCAGCAAAAACAAGACCACAUCUCCAUACUUGUUCCUCCUUUCCACCUCCUGUGUUUCCCCUCCAUUCUCUCCACUUUCUAUCAUCCCCCAUCUCUUUUGGAUUCUGCGGGUCCUUUCAAUUCUUUCCUUAGAUCGAGUCAUCAAUGGUUCGGGCCCUCGAACACGAGCGUAGCAUGCAGAAGUCAAAGUCCUUCCAUUUCAAGCGCAUAUUCGACCGACACAACCAAGGCAAUGCGGUUCUCGACAGCGGAGUAGCGGACGGGCUUCAAUUCAGAAGCCAAGGCUCGAGAGUCGCGGAACUGAUGGAGAACCAAGACAUUGGUUGGGUUUUCGAUCGGAGUAACGAUCCUGUUUCGGGCCUUGAAGGAGAUGAGGCAAGAACAGCUAGCUCACCCUCCAAGGCAUCACCAUCAGACAUGGAGCUGAUGAAGGAAAGAUUCGCCAAGCUGCUCCUGGGUGAGGACAUGUCUGGUGGUGGAAAGGGUGUUUCUUCGGCUUUGGCUCUGUCAAAUGCAAUCACGAAUCUUGCUGCUUCCAUUUUCGGAGAGCAACGUCGGUUAGAGCCGAUGUCUCCAGAGAGGAAGGCUAGAUGGAGAAAAGAAAUCGACUGGCUUUUGUCCGUGACCGAUCACAUUGUCGAAUUUGUUCCCUCCACGCAAAAGUCCCAAGAUGGAACCAACAUGGAGGUAAUGAUAACGCGACAAAGAAACGAUCUGCACAUGAACAUCCCAGCGCUGCGCAAGCUCGAUGCCAUGCUACUAGGCUAUCUGGACAAUUUUGGAGGUCAGAAUGAGUUCUCGUAUGUCUCUAGAAAUGCCAAUGAAUCUGAGAAAGGGAAAGCACAGAGGGAAGACGAAAAAUGGUGGCUACCGACUGUCGAAGUUCCUCCAAAUGGCUUAUCUGAUGGCUCGCGGAAAUGGCUGCUGUUCCAGAAGGAAUCAGUGAACCAAGUUCUAAAAGCAGCAAUGGCCAUCAAUGCUCAAGUAUUAUCAGAAAUGUCAAUUCCCGAGGACUACAUCGAAUCCCUUCCUAAGAAUGGGAGAGCAAGCCUUGGUGAUUCAAUCUACAAGUGCAUCACAGUGGAGUACUUUGAUCCUGAUCAAUUCUUGUCCACCAUGGACUUAUCAACAGAACACAAAGUCCUGGACCUCAAGGACAAGAUCGAGGCCUCCAUUGUGAUCUGGAUGCGGAAGAUGCACCAGAAGGAUGGGAAGUCAACAUGGGGAUCAGCUAUAAGCUUGGAGAAGAGGGAACUCUUUGAAGAGCGAGCUGAGACCAUCCUCCUCCUCCUCAAACAGCGGUUCCCUGGGAUACCUCAGUCGUCUCUCGACACCUCAAAAAUCCAAUUUAACAAGGAUGUGGGACAGUCAAUCCUAGAGAGUUACUCAAGAGUCAUAGAGAGCUUGGCAUUCACAGUAAUUUCGAGAAUAGAGGAUGUCCUUUACGCAGACUCUGUGGCUCAAAAUCCAUCACUAGCAGAACCUGACCAGUCACCCUUAAAUGACGAGGAAGAGGUAGAGGCCUUGCAAACUGCAGAAACACCGAAUUCGAAGACACUGUCUGACUUCAUGGGCUGGAAAUUCGGGAAGGAAGGGAGCAUAAUGAAGAGGGAAAACUCAAUAAGCAAUUUAGAAAGUUUUGUUGUAGAUGGUGAGGGACAUAUUGUGAGUAGAUCACCACAUGGUCCUAAUGUAAAGAAGGUUUCCUAUUUAGAGAAGCUUGAGAACUUGAGUGGCCUAAGAAGCCCGACAGAUCGGCACUGAUGAGAACAAGGAGAGAUGAAAAAGAGGAAAAGGCAACCGAGAGCGAUUCAGAUUUUGAAUGUGUAGAAUACAGCGACAGCAUAUCAAAUGUAAAUAUGCAGAUUGUGUAGAAUUUUUAGGGACUGGUACAUCCCCCAAGGGAAGUCUUGAUGUCCAAUUCAUUCUUUAUAGUGUCUGUACUUCUGUUCUCCCUCUUCUCGGUCUCCUUAUUGGACUGAAAGCUAUCGAUGUAACUGAUUAGCUGGAGAACUUUAUUAGUGAUUGGCUAAUGAG